UCCCCAAUGCCAAACCUUAAUCACAGUGGCUGAUGAGAUUGAGGGGAGAGGGUGUUGGACGGUGGGGGGCGUUUGAGAGAAAACACAUUCUUUUCACAAUUCAUCUUUACACUUUAUAUGAGGCCAGGAUUCAAGGGAGGUGUAGUAGGUUUAUAUGUGAUAAUUAAAUUGAACAAAUGAGAGUUUCAUAUUUUCAUGAGACAAGAGACGAUCCAGGGUACAUUGUUAAACACCAAUAAAAUAUAUAUAUUUACAUUAUAAAGUUUUAAAAUCUACCACAGAAUGAAGAUGUUUCCAUGGGGCUUAAGAUCUGUCAUCAUCAUUUUUGAAAUAAGAAAACUGAAUUAAGAAAAUGUAAGUUUAAACCCUGAUGCACCAAACAAAUAGAAAAAUAAAUACACCUAGAAUACACAGUAAAUUAGCAUGCAUGCAUCAGCAAGUAAAGGUUACUGCCGUACACACUGUCCCUGAUGGAGGGGCAGCCAUGAUGGUUUUAUACAAUGGCCUGGACUGUUUCAUACAAUUUAGUAUUCAUUUUUUCUGAAGAGAGAGACAUCUCAGGCACGGCCACAGCAACACGUCCCACAGGAACCUAUUACCAUCUUCUACAUAUGCAAGAGUUUCAAUAGGCCGUCUAUCAUCCUCACAGAGGGACACACGGCUUUUGCUACCAACUUUAACAGCUUGUCAUAAAAGGCACACAGGGGAUUUCAAUUACGCAGGUCAUCAUAGUAUUUGGGUCACACAAAUUUAACAGAUUUAAUUUGAACUUAUAUGCUUUGGUAAAGGUUGUGAACAAGCCAUUUGUAAAGAGAAGAGAGAGAAAGAGAGAGAGAGACAGAGAGAGACAGAGAGGGGAGUAAUUUGACACACAAAGAGGACAAAAUGGACAAAGAAAAACUUUAGGGGAUUAGAUGUUGAAACAGUGGGUUUGUCUGUGGAGUCCUCCCUUCACAGGUUUAUUUAGGCCUAGCAGUGUGGACCCCAGCCCAUAAUCCUCCUGCAGACACACCUGCAGAGGAGAGUAUAAAAACCCUGGACUGCACUGAGUCAAACAUCAAGCCUCAAACAGUCUCUCCACACAAGCUCCACAGCCUCUGGACUGACCCUGAAGAUGACUCCCUCUGCCAGCCUGCUGCUGCUGGUCCUGCUCGGCUUCUCUCAGGCUCAUCCUCUCCAGGAGGAAGGAAGCGCAGAAGAAGUCCCAGACACCAUGGACAUCACCACCAGGAUUCUGACCUCUAACAACGCCACCAAUGAGAUCCUGCUGGAAGGAGACCUGCUGGCUCCCAGAACCAGAAACGCCAUGACGUGCUGGUCCCAGAGUUGCCUGUGGAGGAAAGCCUCCAACGGCUUGGUGAUGAUCCCCUUCACCAUGAGCAGAGAGUUCACCAGCUGGGAGAAGCAGAAGAUCGACGUGGCCAUGAAGUCCUACCAAAGCAGGACCUGCAUCCGCUUCGUCCCCCGUCAGAACGAGUACGACUACAUCAGCGUCGAGAACAGAGCCGGAUGUUUCUCGGCUCUUGGCAGAGAGGGAGGCAGACAGGUGCUCUCUCUCAACAGGCAGGGCUGCCUCUACCACGGCAUCAUCCAGCACGAGAUCAACCACGCUCUGGGCUUCCAGCACGAGCAGACCAGGAGUGACCGCGACCAAUACGUCAGGAUCAACUGGGAGAACAUCGAUCCACGAAUGGCCUACAACUUCCACAAGCAGCCCACCAACAACCUGAACACUCCCUACGACUACUCCUCCAUCAUGCACUAUGGAAGAACAGCCUUCUCCAUCCAGUACGGGAGGGACUCCAUCACCCCCAUCCCCAACCCCAACGUCCAGAUCGGCCAGAGGCAGGGCAUGUCCCACUGGGACAUCAUGAGGAUCAACAUGCUCUAUGGCUGCUAACAACCAUGCUUCUGAUCAAAAUUAUCAUUUGGCAAAACAAAUUAGCUCAAUAACAAGGGCAAGUUUCUGGUAUAUUCUUUCACAACUGGACAGGAUGGUAUCGGAUCUAUUAAGCGUGUGAAACCUUUGAUCUGUAAUUUGACUCACAAUUGCAAUAAAUUCAAGCAAAUGAUACAUGUUUGUUUUCUAG
Messenger RNA from Seriola aureovittata, 2090 nucleotides. RefSeq names its product high choriolytic enzyme 1-like. Gene Ontology annotation, molecular function: zinc ion binding; metalloendopeptidase activity. Lineage: Eukaryota; Metazoa; Chordata; Actinopteri; Carangiformes; Carangidae. The record is from RefSeq and is a predicted model, not a curated record. The coding region runs from base 1115 to 1900 and encodes 261 amino acids. The transcript has a single exon. Gene Ontology annotation, biological process: proteolysis.